Messenger RNA from Rubroshorea leprosula, 2067 nucleotides. Lineage: Eukaryota; Viridiplantae; Streptophyta; Magnoliopsida; Malvales; Dipterocarpaceae. The record is from the annotation of a GenBank genome assembly.
AACAACUCUUUUUUCCAAUCAACGGCCUUUCAAAUACCAUACUUAACUCUUUAGACAAAAUAAAUAAAUAAAUAAAUAAAUAAAUAAAUGUUUGCGUGGGCCUGCCAAUUGGCUAUAAACUUACUCCUACAAAUACUACAUCCAACAACUCUUUUUUCCAAUCAACGGCUUUCCAUAGUGUUUACAUGGACUCCUCCAUUUCCAAUUCUCCAACCAGCAUUUCCAGCUCUGCUUCACUCUCCAUUCCCCGAUUCCGAUGCUUUGAUCCUGCGAAUUUUCAUCCCCCCACCACUAACCCUAGAUUCUUAAGGAGCUCUUCUUCCCCUAGGUUGAACUCCACCUCUCCUACAAUUAACGGUAACGGCGGCACGGGGAUCUCGACCAACUCCGAGCCAAAAAUUGUCACCGGGGAAGCUGGUUUUGAGCUUGAAGAUGUCCCUCACUUGACUGACUACAUUCCUCAACUCCCUACAUAUCCCAAUCCAUUACAAGACAACCCGUCCUAUUCAGUUGUUAAGCAGUAUUUUGUCAAUGAUGAUGACACAGUCGUUCAAAAGAUUGUUGCCCAGAAAGAUAGUCACAGAGGAACUCACUUUAGACGUGCUGGACCCCGUCAGAAGGUAUACUUUGAAUCAGAUGAGGUGCACGCAUGUAUUGUAACAUGCGGUGGUCUAUGUCCUGGCCUAAACACUGUGAUAAGGGAACUAGUGUGCGGAUUAUAUUUCAUGUAUGGUGUCACUAAAGUUAUUGGGAUAGAGGGAGGAUACAGAGGUUUUUAUGCUCGGAAUACGGUUCCAUUAACGCCAAAUGUUGUAAAUGAUAUCCAUAAACGUGGUGGCACCAUCCUUGGGACAUCACGAGGGGGCCAUGAUACCUCAAAGAUAGUUGACAGCAUUCAAGAUCGAGGAAUUAAUCAGGUAUAUAUAAUUGGAGGAGAUGGAACUCAGAGAGGGGCUGCUGUGAUUUUUGAGGAGAUUAGAAGGCGUGGCCUCAAAGUUGCGGUAGCUGGCAUCCCAAAGACCAUUGACAAUGACAUACCGGUUAUAGACAAGUCCUUUGGCUUUGAUACUGCUGUUGAGGAGGCUCAGCGAGCUAUUAAUGCAGCCCAUGUUGAAUCAGAAAGCUUUGAGAAUUGUAUUGGUGUUGUCAAGUUAAUGGGCCGAUACAGUGGAUUUAUAGCAAUGUAUGCUACUCUUGCGAGCAGAGACGUGGACUGCUGCUUGAUUCCUGAAUCACCAUUUUACCUUGAAGGACCUGGUGGACUUUUUGAAUAUAUAGAAAAGAGACUAAAUGAGAAUGGACACAUGGUUAUUGUUAUAGCUGAAGGUGCUGGACAAGAGCUGCUUUCUGAAAGCAUCCAUAACAAGCGAGAUGCUUCAGGGAACAAGCUACUUAAAGAUGUCGGUUUGUGGAUAUCACAAAAGAUAAAGGACCACUUUGCUAAAGGUAAAAGAAUGGCUAUAAAUCUCAAAUAUAUAGAUCCUACUUACAUGAUCCGUGCUAUUCCAAGCAAUGCGUCUGAUAACGUAUACUGCACUCUCCUCGCUCAAAGUGCCAUUCAUGGUGCGAUGGCAGGGUAUACAGGCUGCACUGUUGGCCUUGUUAAUGGGAGACAUACAUACAUACCAUUCUAUAGGAUUACUGAAAGACAACACAAGGUUAUAAUCACUGAUAGAAUGUGGGCCAGGCUACUGUCAUCCACCCAUCAACCGAGUUUCCUGGACCCAGAAGAGAUCACAGGAAGGAAGGCUGAGGAGGAGUCAAGAACUGAACUUUCCAAUGGAGAGGACUAUGAGGAGGCAGUAGUAUUGAAGUAAAGAGGCCUAAAAUAAGCAGCAAUUCAGCUGUUCUGUUUCUAAUUGUUGUUAUCCCUCUUUUCUAUUACUUUCAUAUAUAUAGCUCAUCUUUUGUAUCAAUAUGGACUUCCAAAUAGAUUUAUACCUGAACUAAUGCUUUGGGUUGUUUUCUCUUCCCCCCUUGCGCGGAAGAGGCAGCUGUAGAUGUAAGUUUCAAGCUGUUAAAGAUGUUUUUUUUUUUUUAAUUGCACAAUAAGACACAAAAGACAAU